AUGCCCGACGACAUUUCACCCUUUUCCAUCAGAGUACCAGACACCGCCAUCGAGCAGCUAAAAGCGAAGCUCUCAGCGGCGUCAUUUACCGACCGUGUCGAGUUUUCCGACGAUUGGAACUAUGGCGCGCCUCUCAGUGACGUGAAACGCCUCGCCAAGCGGUGGGAAGACGGCUUCGACUGGCGAGAGCAAGAAGCUACCCUGAACCAGCUCCCUCAUUUCACGACGCCAAUCGAGGUCGACGGCUUCGGAAAGCUCAACAUUCAUUUUCUGCAUCAGCGUAGCAGUAACGCGAACAGCAUACCGCUCUUGUUUGUACACGGGUGGCCGGGCAGCUUUUUAGAAGUCGUCAAGCUCAUCCCGCUACUGACCGCGUCCAAAGGCAAGCCAUCUUUCCACGUAGUGGCGCCAUCUUUGCCAAACUUUGGUUUCUCCGAUGCUGUGCAGAAGCCUGGUUUCAGCACAACGCAAUAUGCAGAAACUGUGCACAAGUUGAUGCUAAAGCUCGGCUACACAAGUUAUGUCACGCAAGGCGGAGACUGGGGAUUCAUGAUUACCCGACUCGUUGGGGCAAAGUACCCCGAUCACUGCCUCGCGUCGCACGUCAACUUUGUGCGCAUCCACAGCCCGCCAACCUUUACGCAGUCACCACUUCUAUAUCUCUGGAAUUCCCUUACGCCCUACAAUUCCACCGACAAGGCCGGCCUCGCUCGCUCCGCCUGGUUCCGCAACGAAGGCUUCGGAUACAACGCGGAGCAGAGCACCAAGCCAUCCACUCUCGGCUUCGCCCUCGCAGAUUCGCCCGUCGCGCUGCUGGCCUGGAUCUACGAGAAGCUACAAGACUGGACCGACGACUAUGCAUGGGACGACGACGAAGUCCUGACCUGGGUCUCCAUCUACCAGUUCUCCAAGGCGGGACCCGCAGCAAGCGUGCGCAUCUACUACGAGACCAAGCAUGCGGAGGCAGACCAGUACGCGCAAGGCCUUCAGUAUGUCCCGCAAGUGAAGCUCGGCGUAUCUCUCUUUCCAAAGGACGUCGUGGUGCCCCCGAAACGCUGGGCACACAGCUUGGGUCCCGUAGUCUUUGCGGCCGUCCACAAGCAGGGUGGGCAUUUCGCGGCCCAUGAGCGGCCUGAACAGCUUGCCCGGGAUUUGCAGUCCAUGUUUGGCACUGCCGGCGGUGCGCACGACAUUGCGAAAAGAUUCGAUGCCUCGCUGUAG
Molecule: messenger RNA, 1221 nt
Organism: Akanthomyces muscarius
Lineage: Eukaryota; Fungi; Ascomycota; Sordariomycetes; Hypocreales; Cordycipitaceae
Exons: 3
Coding region: 1-1221 (406 amino acids)
Biological process (GO): epoxide metabolic process
Molecular function (GO): epoxide hydrolase activity
Source: RefSeq, a predicted model, not a curated record